AUGCAAACGUUAAAGUGUGUUGUUGUUGGAGACGGUGCAGUUGGUAAGACAUGUUUAUUAAUUUCGUAUACUACGAACCAGUUUCCUGCAGAUUAUGUUCCGACUGUGUUUGAUAACUAUGCAGUGACGGUGAUGAUUGGGGAUGAGCCUUACACGCUAGGGUUGUUUGAUACAGCUGGCCAGGAGGAUUAUGACAGAUUGAGACCCUUGUCGUAUCCUUCUACUGAUGUUUUUCUUGUCUGUUUCAGUGUGGUCUCACCACCGUCGUUUGAAAACGUCAAGGAGAAGUGGUUUCCUGAAGUACAUCACCAUUGCCCCGGCGUCCCAUGCUUGAUUGUGGGGACUCAGAUAGAUCUAAGGGAAAACAAAAUGGUUAUCGAGAAAUUACAAAGACAAAGGCUGCGCCCAAUCACUCCGGAACAGGGUGAAAAAUUUGCCAGGGAAUUGAGAGCUGUUAAAUACGUCGAGUGUUCUGCACUAACCCAACGUGGACUAAAAAAUGUCUUCGAUGAAGCUAUCGUAGCUGCCCUAGAACCUCCUGUUAUCAAGAAGAGCAAGAAAUGCACCAUAUUGUAG
Eremothecium cymbalariae DBVPG#7215 is the source of this 576-nucleotide messenger RNA. RefSeq names its product Rho family GTPase CDC42 (gene CDC42). The coding region runs from base 1 to 576 and encodes 191 amino acids. Gene Ontology annotation, molecular function: GTPase activity; GTP binding. The record is from RefSeq and is a predicted model, not a curated record. Gene Ontology annotation, biological process: small GTPase-mediated signal transduction. The transcript has a single exon. NCBI's taxonomy places the organism in Eukaryota, Fungi, Ascomycota, Saccharomycetes, Saccharomycetales, Saccharomycetaceae.